AUGGAAAAGCCACUUGAUUGGUACACUGAAGCAAAGUCUGUGAUUGAGAGCGAGUUAUCCCUGUUGAAUCACAUUAGUAUAUCGCCCUUGAUAGUUACUGACGGUGUAUACUUGAAUAUUGAAACACUUGAAAAUCAACAGUUUUGUGUGCUCUUGAACAAACAAGGAUUCCGAGUUGUCGCCAAAGCUUUUGAUCAAGACACUAAUAACUCGCAACUCUGUUACGAAACUCACUUUGCGCUAUUGUCUAAUAUCAGCAAAGGCUAUUGUCAACGAUUCAAUGAGUUAGUAGCUGUUAAAUUGAAUGAAGUAGCUGGGUCAUGCAAAGAUAAAGAUAAUCAAAUAGAAAAAUCUUAA
Molecule: messenger RNA, 357 nt
Organism: Rhopalosiphum maidis (corn leaf aphid)
Lineage: Eukaryota; Metazoa; Arthropoda; Insecta; Hemiptera; Aphididae
Product: GSK3-beta interaction protein-like
Exons: 1
Coding region: 1-357 (118 amino acids)
Biological process (GO): regulation of canonical Wnt signaling pathway
Cellular component (GO): cytoplasm
Molecular function (GO): kinase regulator activity; protein kinase A binding
Source: RefSeq, a predicted model, not a curated record